AUGCCCUCAUAUGCUAAAUUCCUAAAAGAAAUCCUAUCGAAUAAGAAAAAAAUAGAAGACAAUGAGACCGUAACACUCACUGCCGAAUGCAGUGCGAUAAUUCAAAAUAAAGUGCCACCUAAGCUGAAAGACCCAGGGAGUUUCUCCAUACCUUGCAAUAUAGGAAAAUUUGUCAUAAACAAAGCUUUGUGCGACUUAGGAGCUAGUAUUAGCCUAAUGCCUUUGUCCAUUUGCGAGAAACUUAACAUGGGAGACCUGAGACCAACCAAAAUGUCAGUACAACUUGCAGACUGUUCUGUUAAGUAUCCUGUAGGUGUUCUUGAAAAUGUACCCAUCCGCAUCGGACAAUUCUACAUCCCUACGGAUUUCAUAAUUAUGGACAUAAAGGAAGACGUCAAUACCCCUAUAAUCUUAGGAAGACCAUUUCUAGCUACCGCUAGAGCUAUUAUAGAGGUAAAGAAAGGCAAGUUGACAUUCGAAGUAGGUGAGGAGAAGGUCGAAUUUAUUCUAACACAAUUCCUUCAAGCCCCAGCUAUAGAAGAUACAUGCUAUCUGGUGGACGUUAUUGAUGGAUGUGUAAGAGAGAUAGGAUUAUCAGAAGAAUCUUACUUGAAGUUAUAA
Messenger RNA from Vicia villosa (hairy vetch), 621 nucleotides. RefSeq lists its product as uncharacterized. Gene Ontology annotation, molecular function: aspartic-type endopeptidase activity. The transcript has a single exon. Lineage: Eukaryota; Viridiplantae; Streptophyta; Magnoliopsida; Fabales; Fabaceae. Bases 1 to 621 code for a protein of 206 amino acids. Gene Ontology annotation, biological process: proteolysis. The record is from RefSeq and is a predicted model, not a curated record.